Saccharomyces paradoxus is the source of this 2292-nucleotide messenger RNA. RefSeq names its product putative SCF ubiquitin ligase complex subunit SKP2 (gene SKP2). The record is from RefSeq and is a predicted model, not a curated record. The transcript has a single exon. The coding region runs from base 1 to 2292 and encodes 763 amino acids. Gene Ontology annotation, molecular function: protein binding. Lineage: Eukaryota; Fungi; Ascomycota; Saccharomycetes; Saccharomycetales; Saccharomycetaceae.
AUGAAGCGGUUGCAAUUGUUGGGUAGAUCGAAAUACUUCUCACUGGUUUCCGGUGCUGCUAAGGAGGAAGAGGAAGAGGAAGAAAGCAAUCCUGAUGCCAAGAGCCCUCUACUCAGCACGAGCAAUGUUAUCAGAUCAAGAUCAGCGCUCUUGAACGAUAAAUCGUCCCUCAUGUGUUUGCCAACAAAAGUUCUACUGUUGAUAUUGCGAACUUUGGAUUUCAACACACUAGUAACGCUAUGCCUAGUCAAUUCGAGGUUCUAUAAUUUGAUCACGAAUGAAUUCCUUUUUCAAAACGUUAUCCUGGACUCAAAACUUUCGUUGUUGAAGUUCAAUGCGUUAAUACACUCCGAAUUCCAUACAUCGAACAUUGUCGCACACAGUGGUGAUCUUAAUACGCAAUCUAGAUCGCAAAAUGCAAGGUUCCUUGUAAGAUCCAUCGAGUUCAAAAAUCCUCAGUCCCAGGACUCGUUAUUGAAAUACAGUAAGUUCUAUAAUAAAAGUGGCCAAGAUUCUAUUAUUGCUGGAUCUUAUAAACUUGAUUCGUACGAUAAAGACGUAGCAAAAGUGAAGAACAUCAGAUUAAACGAUGAAACUCCCACGAUAACUUCAGAACGAAUCAAACUGCUCGAUAAAUUUGAAAGUAAUUACUUCCAUUAUACUUACAUUGAGCUAAUGCUUGACAUUAUAGACUAUCUACCGAACCUGAGCAAGGUGAUUCUGAGUGAAGUGGAACCGAAUUUUAAAAUCCCUCUGUGGUACUCUGUAUUCAAUGAUGGUUCUAGAGAUUUUUUCAAGAAAAUAAUCAAGGGUCAGCAAUCCAUCACAAACGAGGAUUUGAGGACCUUCCAACUAUCCAAAAAAUUUGUCAAGGAAUACGAAUCCAAGUACUAUUCUUUGCCAAGAUUGAAAAUUCUAGAAAUCAAGGCCAAUAAUAAAAGACAACGGAACUCCAAUCGUCAACGCCAUCACCAAAAGCUCAUACUAAGGCCAAGUUUAUUCUGCUGUUUUGGUAUAAUUAGUGAACUUAAACUGGAAAAUGUAACGAUAGAUACCGAAUCGCUAGAUACUCCAAUGGAAUUCUUACCGUUAUUUCUAAAGAAUGAAAAUACUGAGCUAUACAGUUUGCAAUCUCCUAUCACGGCACUGACUUUAAAUUCAUGUGAUGUCGUCCCUGGGAAUGGCAUAUUACGUUUGUUCCACUCUUACUUUAAAAUGGUCAAACAUCUAUCCUUGUUGAAGAUCAACAGUAAAUUUGAUUUAUUAUUAUGCAGCUGUUUCCCAUCACUAUCCAAUUUAACGAUUGAUUGUAAUAGUGAAUGUUUUACUGACGAACAGGUUGUCAGCGAACCGUAUUAUUUCCAGCAACGGAACCUGGACACAGAUGAUGAUUUUGAUGACUGCAACUCCAUGACAGAAACGUUAUUUGAAGCGCCAUCAGAUUCGAAAAUAAUAACGCCUCCACCGACAUCUUCGGUUGUACUGUCUUUGAAUCUGAACUAUAUUUCCAGAACCACCGGGAAUGAUGUUUCAAAUAACCCAUCACCAAAUAAUAACAAAAAGCCUGCCAUCUUAACCGCGGCACAGUUACAAACUUUUCAACGACAAAGGAUCCCUGAAUUUCAUUCUUUUUAUCAUUAUUACCGCUUACUUUGGGAAAGACUCCCAAGUAAAAAUAUUUCUAUUAACGUAAUCAAUAUCCCCUUCACCAAUGUAUAUCCUUUAUCUCCUCUAUCUUUCUGGGAACAUUUAGCAAGGACAAUUACUAGUAUUGAUGAGACAGACGAGGAUGUUAGCGACGAGAAUGAUCAAGAAACACUAAUUGGCUAUGAAAGUAAUCCCCUAAGGGAUAACAUACCAAGUGCAAAUGCAGUUCCUAAUUUGAGUACUGUAAUGGGUCCCGAAUCAGAUAUUCAUCACACUUACUAUUGGAACAACUCCGUAAGGCGUUGCCUAAGGGAUAGUCUGAUCAAAUUGAAGAACCGAACAAUCGAAUAUAGAGAUUUAGACGUGGAGGAAUUCUUGCAAAAUAUGACACUAGAGAACUUUUUCAAUGAUUUCCAAGAUCCAGAAAAUUUUAAAGAUAUUCCAAAUAUUAAUCUCUGGUGUUUCCUGAGGAAUUUGUCAAAAUUUAAAGCUGUUAAAAUAAGAAUGUUGAGACACUUUUCACUAUGUACACCUAGAACAAGAUACGACUGGGAAUUAUUAUUGAAGCCCGUCUUGCGUGUAAAUGUUCCCAUUGAAGUCAGAGAUAAAGAUGGAUUUGUUCUUUAUUCAUACGGACAAAAAUAA